Magallana angulata is the source of this 2199-nucleotide messenger RNA. RefSeq lists its product as uncharacterized. The transcript has a single exon. Gene Ontology annotation, molecular function: aspartic-type endopeptidase activity. NCBI's taxonomy places the organism in Eukaryota, Metazoa, Mollusca, Bivalvia, Ostreida, Ostreidae. The coding region runs from base 1 to 2199 and encodes 732 amino acids. The record is from RefSeq and is a predicted model, not a curated record. Gene Ontology annotation, biological process: proteolysis.
AUGGCGUCGAAAUUGUACAAGGACAACCCGGAGGUCCAGAUCAGCGCCCUCAUCUACGCAAUGGGUAAGGAGGCUGAACACAUUUUUAAGUCCUUCCAAUUUGCUGAUGAAGAUGAUAAGAAGAAUUUCGAAAAAGUAUUUGAGAAAUUUGACGAGUACUUCGUUCCAAAGAUAAAUACUAUUCACGAGCGAGCCAGAUUUCAUCAGCGUGCACAACAACCUGGUGAGUCAGUAGAAACUUUUGUUAGAACUCUCCACGAAAUUUCUGAACAUUGUGACUUUCCUGACAAGAAAGAGCAAAUUCGAGAUAGAUUGGUGAUUGGUAUUUUGGACAAAGAACUCUCAGAAAAAUUAAAGCUCAGAUCAGAUCUGAUACUGGAGAAAGCAGUCGAAACUGCGCGGCAAUCAGAAAUGGUGAAAUCACAGAUCAAGGACCAGAGUGUGUCAGCUACAAACGUGGAGGCAGUUCGCAAGCACAGCGCUACAGGUCAGAGUCCGCAGAGCAAGAACAGCCGAGGCAGAGGUCGAGGUCGUGGACACAGAUACACACAGAGCCGUGGCAGAGGUAACCAUCACAGGAGACAAGGUCAAGGGAAAUGCAACAAGUGUAACCUACACCAUGCAAGGGACAAUUGUUUUGCUAGAGGCAAACAGUGCAGACGGUGUCACCAAUAUGAUCACUUCGCCGUGUGUUGUAACCAGAAUAGCAUAGCAGAAAUAGUAAAAUCCGAGCCGGAAGAACCAUAUGAGGAAACAGGAUUUCUUGGAUCUGUCACAACCUGUGAUGACGAUGAAGCAGUGUGGAAAAUAAAUCUGAAAAUCUGUGGAAAAACUGUAACAUUUAAGAUAGACUCAGGAACGGACACCUCAGUUAUGGGUGAACCAACUUACCAUGCACUCCAAAACCGACCAAAACUGGAAUCUGCAAACACAGCUUUAUUCGGACCAGGAGGACGUAUCAACUGUCUUGGAGUAUUUACAGCUGAGACCAGCUGCAAGGGCAAAAACUUUGUAUUUCCAAUCCAUGUAAUCAAAGGAACAAGUAAUCUGUUAGGACGAUCAGCUGCAUACAAGUUUGGAUUAAUUCAGAAAAUUGACAGUAUUGAACCAAGUUUGUUUGGAAGUUUUGGACUUGUAAAGUGUGAACCUGUUAGAAUCACACUAACUGAAGGUGCAAAGCCAUACUGUCUAACUACUGCUCGUCGUAUUGCAUUCCCAUUGAUGCCAAAGGUAGAAGCGGAAUUGAACAGAUUAGAAAAGGAGGGCAUCAUCGAAAAAGUGGAGAAACCAACGGAUUGGUGUGCUCCUAUGGUGCCAGUGUUAAAGAAGAAUGGAAAUGUGAGGAUUUGUGUAGAUCUCAAGAAGCUUAAUGAAGCCGUGAAAAGAGAACAUUUCAUGCUUCCAAAUCUUGAUGAUAUUUCUCCGAGAUUAGCAGGAUCAACGUUGUUUUCCAAACUCGACGCACCAAGUGGAUUUUAUCAGAUUCCUUUGCAUCCAGACAGCUGCGAAUUGACAACAUUCAUAACCCCGAUGGGACGUUACUGCUUUAGACGAGUACCAUUUGGAAUUACAUCCGCCCCAGAAAUCUUCCAGCGCAAAAUGACUGAUUUACUGCGUGGAAUUGAGGGAGUGGAAGUUAUCAUUGACGACAUCCUGAUUCACGGGAAAACACGCAAGGAACAUGACAGGAGGCUUGACACAGUGUUGCGCAGAAUUCAGGAUUCAGGACUGAAAUUGAACCGGGAAAAAUGUGAAUUCCGUAAGAUUGAGAUAGAAUACUUUGGACACAACAUUUCAUCUGAAGGUAUCCAACCAAGUAGCAGCCGAGUUGAUGCCAUUAGACAGAUUGAAACUCCGACCAACCUUACCGAACUACGCAGAUUCAUUGGUAUGGUGAACUACCUAGGACGAUUCAUUCCUGAUUUAACCUCAGUAAUCAGCCCAAUGACAGACCUACUGAAAUCCGGAAAUGCCUGGUUGUGGGACCAAGCUCAAGCUAAUGCAUUCAGUCGUGUUAAGGAAUUACUUACCUGUGCUCCAGUGUUGACAUUCUAUGCUCCACAGAAGCCUAUUGUCGUUAGUGCAGAUGCUAGUAGCUAUGGCUUAGGGGCAGCACUCUUUCAGAUGGAAGGAGACAAAUACAAGCCAGUGGCAUAUUGUUCACGAAAACUAACACGUGUUUACUUGGUGCUCGUUUAA